AUGGCGACCAUCCAAAGAUUGGCAAAACAAGCUUUUAUAACAUUUAGAACGAAGGAGUCACCAACAUUCGCUUCGAAUCUCGAAAAACUAAAAAAUCUGCUUGAUAAGUUAACAGCAGAUGACAUCAAUCUCUCAUUACCAAAUGAACAGUUAGAUGCCAUAGUUCCACCAACAAGAGAAGCACCCGUAUCUCAUAUUGGUAUUUAUGAGUGCCCCUACUUCUCUAUGGGUGUUUUUAUAAUAAAGAAAGGUUGUGAGAUUCCUCUUCACGAUCACCCUAGUAUGUAUGGUUUAUGUAAAGUUCUUUAUGGUAAAAUAAAAGUAAGAUGUUACAGCUUGUCAAGUGAUGGAAACAGUGAAGCUGUCAAUGGUACUGUGAAACAAAAAAGAGCAAUCAGAUGUCAAGUUAUGAAUGAUAUGACCUAUGACUCYAGUACUGGUAGCUGCGUUCUUACGCCAAUGAUUGGCAAUUAUCACUCAAUACAUGCUGUUCCUGGACCAACAGCUUUCUUAGAUAUAUUAGCACCACCUUAUGCACCUCAAGAGGAAAGAGACUGUAACUAUUACAAAGAAUGUGAUCAAAUGGUAAGGCAAAAACAUAAUUUCAAUACUGUUUCAUACUUCAUUCUUGAAAUAGUUUUUUUAAUUUCUUUUUUAUCCUUAAUAAAUACAGUCAAGAAUUACCCAAACUGGGACCUCUUUGAGCUAAUCAAUCAAAAAUCAGUAAAACCAGACAGAAUUGACAAACCAAUCAAAUUAUAGCAUUCUCUCAUACUCCUUACGAUAUUGAACUAAAUACUACAAUUUGAUUGGCUUCUCAUCAAGAAGUGAUUCAACUUUGAGUGUCCCUGUUCACUGUAAAAUAGAGGAAACCCAUUCAUAUUUUAAACAAUACUUAUUUUCAGCCAWCAUUUUCUCAAGAUGUUAAAACUGAUGAAAAAGACAGAGUACGAUGGCUUAUUCCAGUGAAUCCACCAAGAGAUUUUUAUUGUGAUUCACAGGUUUACACAGGGCCAGAAAUCAUACUGUGACAAAGGCACCUGCCAUAAAAAUGAAACAGAUGUGRYUUAUAMCCGAAAGRAUAACAUCAAGCUGACAGAAGUGUCAUUGCAGACAGGCUUUAACAUAUGCAGCAAAUGAUGGUACCUUAAUCCCUGGUCGAAAUCCUAUAAACAACCAUUUYWUGGARUUUCAAUUUGGAUYCUAUUCUUGUAUUACUCAACCAUGAUAMUAAGCCCAACAAGRUUUUAGAGUGCUUUUAGUAAAAGCGUGAAAAAUUAGUUAAUAUAUUAUUUUGUACUAUUUUAUGCUAAUUCUUUUGUUCAAAUAGAACUAUUUUGUACAAUUUAGUAUUUAGUAUUUCACAUUUUUACUAAAAGCAUUCUAGUUAAACAGAAAAAUAUUAAGUUCAGGUGUUAAUACCAGUAAAAUAAGCAUAAUUAUUUUACCCACUUAGUCAUGAAAAUACUUCCACUAAAAAAACAUUGCAUUGCCAAGUUUAAAGGUGCAAAGGAGACUAUUAAAAGUAGCURAAUUACUAAGUAUAUAUAUUAAUAGGAAUUACUGUGAGUUCUAGUUAGGAAGAGAGUGAAUUCCAUAAAUCUGUGAAACAGACCAUCAUCAUUUUGCUUAUGGUUGUUUCACAGAGUGACAAUGUUACAGUGGAAUGCACCCAGUUCUCCCCAGAGCCAGGAAUCAUUUUGUAACCAAUACACUGUGCAUUUUUGUGCAAUUGGGCUAAAAAAAGAAAUUAGUCUGACCUCAUAGAAAGUUUAGAAAAUAAUUUUUCAAAUGCUCUUUGAUGUUUUGACUACAUUUUAUGAGAGGUUUUAAGGUUAAAUUAAGUUUAUCAAUAAACUAAGGCUGCUAAUGGUUUUAAGUUUAUUGUAGGUUUAUUAUUUGAGUUAAUGAAACAAGUUAGAAACAAGUCAAAGACAACUCGCUACUCAUCAUGAAAUAAUUGUUUUGUUAUGUCUAGAUAGGUUAAGUAAUUGAAAUUUGAAAUGUGACUGUCAUUAUGUGUAUAGAACCCUUGCAUUUGAUGUCAACAAAMCAGGUUAAUCUUYACYACAAAACAAACGAUUUUAUCCCYCUUGGGAACUAUGAUUCCAUUGUUUUGGRCURCAUUUAGAMCUCCAUUCCCAUGAACUGCAAAGGYUCUAUAUGUGUAGUGUUUUUAUUAACAGAAGUUUCUAAGGACAUCCUCUCAUGCAGUAAUAAUGUUGAGACCACCGUUCUAAUGUUUUAUGUGGUAAUAUUUUAUGGAACUAUUAUUCAUACUUUGGUUGAUAUUUGAUCAUUACAGUAUGGUUCGUAUGAACCAUUUUAAUACUGCCUWAAAGAUACACUACUCUUCAUAUUUUAUAAAAAGAAAAACUAUUUAAAUGGUUCAAGCUGGCUAUUGAACUCAAAACAGAAUCAAGAACACUUUUUAAGACUGUUUUUUUGUGCAGAAAUUAGUCUAGUUUAGUUAAUGUUUAUGGCAAAGUUAUAGAAUUAUCAUCUGCAUAUGUAUUUGUAUUAAACAGAUUAAAAAUGAAAUAAUAAAAGAACAAACAUAUUAAAGGCUAA
This is a messenger RNA of Exaiptasia diaphana, 2571 nucleotides long. Its product is annotated as 2-aminoethanethiol dioxygenase. Gene Ontology annotation, molecular function: oxidoreductase activity, acting on single donors with incorporation of molecular oxygen, incorporation of two atoms of oxygen. The transcript has 9 exons. The record is from RefSeq and is a predicted model, not a curated record. NCBI's taxonomy places the organism in Eukaryota, Metazoa, Cnidaria, Anthozoa, Actiniaria, Aiptasiidae. Bases 1 to 762 code for a protein of 253 amino acids. Gene Ontology annotation, cellular component: mitochondrion.